AUGGACUGGAAGCACCGGAUCCGCGACGUGUGCGUCAACCCCUGGCACACAAAAUGGAUCGCUCCGCUGUUAGUCCUCGGCGACGCCUUUCUCUGCGCCCUGAUCAUCUGGAAAGUUCCCUACACCGAAAUUGACUGGACGACCUACAUGCAACAGAUCUCGCUCUACCUCAACGGCGAGCGCGACUACACCCUAAUCAAAGGAUCCACCGGGCCGCUGGUAUACCCCGCGGCGCAUGUCUACAGCUACACGUUCCUCUACCACCUGACCGACGAGGGUCGCGAUAUUUUCUUCGGGCAGAUCCUCUUCGCAGUGCUUUAUCUGAUCACGCUGGUGGUCGUCUUGGCUUGUUACAGACAGUCCGGGGCGCCGCCCUAUCUGCUGCCGUUGCUUGUUCUUUCGAAGAGGCUGCAUAGCAUCUUCGUGCUGCGGCUGUUUAAUGAUGGGCUGGCGGCACUGGCGAUGUGGGUGGCUGUUUUGCUGUUCUUGAAUAGGAAGUAUACCGCUGCCGUGGCGGUGUGGUCUACUGGUGUGGCGGUUAAGAUGGCACUGCUGCUUCUGGCGCCGGCGAUUGCGGUGGUCUUGGUGUUGGAGUUGUCGCUUCUGCCGAGUGUGAGGAUUGGUGUGGUGGCGGGGCUUAUUCAGGUGUUACUGGCGAUGCCAUUCCUACUGGAUAACCCGGCGGGAUAUCUCUCGCGGGCGUUUGAGCUGACGAGACAGUUCAUGUUCAAGUGGACAGUCAAUUGGAGGUUUGCGGGCGAAGAACUAUUUCUAUCCAAGAGAUUCUCGCUGGCUCUGCUGGCCUUGCACGUCUGCCUGCUGGGCGCGUUCGUUAUUAUCGGCUGGCUGAGGCCCUCCGGCGUGAGUGUGCCCCGGUUCCUCCAGAAUCUGCUCGCAGGUCGCCAUCAACCGGUCUCCCUCUCCAAACCCUAUGUCAUGACUGCAAUGCUGUCAUCCCUGGCGAUCGGACUGCUGUGCGCAAGGUCGCUCCACUACCAAUUCUUCGCCUAUCUCGCCUGGGCAAGCCCCUUCCUCCUCUGGCGCGCCGGUUUCCAUCCCGUACUGGUGUACAUCAUCUGGGCGCUGCAGGAGUGGGCAUGGAACACGUAUCCCAGCACCAACCUGAGUUCCAUGGUUGUAGUCCUCUCGCUGUCCGUCCAGACUUUCGGCGUUCUAGCGAAUAGCGCCCGCGCCUUUGAUACCACCCGUUCGAAACAGAGCGGUAAACAGCAUAUGCAAUAG
Messenger RNA from Aspergillus heteromorphus CBS 117.55, 1242 nucleotides. RefSeq names its product dolichyl-P-Man:Man(5)GlcNAc(2)-PP-dolichol alpha-1,3-mannosyltransferase (gene alg3). Gene Ontology annotation, cellular component: endoplasmic reticulum. The record is from RefSeq and is a predicted model, not a curated record. NCBI's taxonomy places the organism in Eukaryota, Fungi, Ascomycota, Eurotiomycetes, Eurotiales, Aspergillaceae. Bases 1 to 1242 code for a protein of 413 amino acids. Gene Ontology annotation, molecular function: dol-P-Man:Man(5)GlcNAc(2)-PP-Dol alpha-1,3-mannosyltransferase activity. The transcript has 3 exons.